Messenger RNA from Arachis stenosperma, 2676 nucleotides. Its product is annotated as pentatricopeptide repeat-containing protein At2g37230-like. Bases 156 to 2435 code for a protein of 759 amino acids. Gene Ontology annotation, molecular function: protein binding. NCBI's taxonomy places the organism in Eukaryota, Viridiplantae, Streptophyta, Magnoliopsida, Fabales, Fabaceae. The transcript has a single exon. The record is from RefSeq and is a predicted model, not a curated record.
GUUAAACCCUAACCACCAAAAGUCUUAAGCCUCAGAGUGCUGUCCUCCCCCAUUUUUGGCUGCUGCAUCCAACUAUUCCUCACUUCACUCGUUCACUCUCGACACUAAAACCCACUCUCGACAAUCUCCAAUUUCCAUUCCCAAAUCUCAUAUCCAUGGGUUUCCUCUCAAAUUCCAAGCUUCUCCAAUGGAGACCAACUUUCAUCAUUCCCAAACUACCCUUCCCCCGCUUCUCCUCCACUUCCACCGCCGAGCCUCUCUCCGAGCCCGACGACCACCACCACCACCCACCUCCCCCUCCUCCACCUCCAGGCGCCACCUCCUCCGAACCCCAAAACCCAUCCACCCUACCCGAUACACCACUCCCAGCAAACAAAGCCCAUCAGCACUCCCCGGAAAAGCCCGAAACAAUAAUCAUCAGGAUGAUUAGCAACCGGGCCUGGACCACCCGUCUCCAGAACUCGAUCCGCUCAGUGGCCCCACACAUGGAUUCCUCUCUCGUCUGGAACAUCCUCCAUGGCACCUCCUCUUCCCCCGACCAGGCCCUCCGCUUCUUUCGAUGGGUUGAGCGGGCCGGGCUCUUCGUCCACGACGCAGGCACCACACUCAAGAUGGUGCAGAUCCUUGGUCGCUUCUCGAAGCUCAACCAUGCUCGCUUGAUCGUCCUCGACGCCCCCAAGAAAGGCCUCCCCUGCUCUGAGGACAUGUUUGUUUCCCUUAUCGACGCCUACGGCCGCGCCGGCAUCGUUCAGGAAUCCGUUAGGAUCUUCCAGAAGAUGAAGGAGCUGGGCGUCGACCGCACCGUGAAGUCCUACGAUGCGCUUUUCAAGGUCAUUCUCCGCCGCGGACGGUAUAUGAUGGCGAAAAGGUACUACAAUGCUAUGCUUCGGGAAGGCAUCGAGCCUACCCGGCAUACUUAUCAUUUGCUGCUUUGGGGUAUGUUCUUGUCUUUGAGAUUGGAUUCUGCAAUUAGAUUUUAUGAUGAAAUGAAGAGUAGGGAUAUUUUACCUGAUGUUGUUACUUAUAACACUAUGAUUAAUGGGUAUUUCCGGUUUAAGAAUGUUGAUGAGGCGGAGAAGUUGUUUGCGGAGAUGAAGGGGAGGGGAGAUACUGUGCCCAAUGUGAUUAGUUAUACUACUAUGUUGAAAGGGUAUGUAGGGGCAGGGCGGGUUGAUGAUGCCGCGAGGAUUUUCGAGGAGAUGAAGUCUUGUGGUGUUAAGCCGAAUGCCGUUACCUUCACUACACUGUUGCCUGCGCUUUCUGAUGCUGGGAAAGCAGCUGAGGCGAAGAAUGUGUUGCGGGAGAUGGUGGAUAGGUAUAUUGCCCCCAAGGAUAAUUCCAUCUUCAUGAAACUGCUGAGUUGCCAGUGUGAGUGCGGUGACUUGGACGCAGCUGGGGAUGUGCUGAAAGGGAUGAUAAGGUUGAGCAUUCCGACAGAGGCUGGUCAUUACGGUGUCUUGAUUGAGAAUUUCUGCAAGGCCAACGUGUAUGACAAGGCAGUGAAAUUGUUGGACAAGUUAAUUGAGAAGGAAAUUAUCUUGAGACCGCAGAGUUCUUUCGAUAUGGAACCUAGUGCUUAUAACCUGAUGAUUAAGUAUCUUUAUGAAAAUGGCCAGACAGCUAAAGCAGAAACGUUUUUCCGCCAGUUAAUGAAAAAGGGUGUGCAGGAUUCAGUUUCUUUUAAUAAUCUGAUCCACGGGCACUCGAAAGAAGGAAAUCCUGAUUCUGCUUUUGAAAUUUUAAAGAUCAUGGGGAGGAGAGGGGUUGCAAGAGAUGCAGAUUCCUACAGGUUACUUAUCGAGAGUUACCUGAGAAAAGGGGAACCAGCUGAUGCUAAGACAGCUUUGGAUAGCAUGCUUGAAAGUGGACAUGUACCGGAGUCAACUCUUUUUAGGUCAGUAAUGGAGAGUUUGUUUGAAGAUGGCAGGGUCCAAACGGCUAGCAGAGUAAUGAAAUGUAUGGUGGAGAAGGAAAUCAAGGAGAAUAUGGAUUUGGUUUCUAAAAUUUUGGAGGCUCUUCUCAUGAGAGGUCAUGUCGAAGAAGCACUGGGCCGUAUCGAGUUACUGAAUCAAAAUGGAUUCGAGCCUAAUUUAGACCACCUACUAUCUGUUCUUUGUGAGAAAGAAAAGACAAUUGCUGCUCUCAAACUGUUUGAUUUUGCUCUUGAGAGAGACUAUAUUGUAGGCUUUUCAAUUUAUGAUAAGGUUUUAGAUGCUCUCUUGGCAGUGGGGAAGACUCUCAAUGCAUAUUCCAUCUUGUGUAAAAUUUUGGAGAAAAGAAGCGGAACAGAUUGGAGUAGCCGUGAUGAGCUGAUCAAGAGCCUUAAUCGAGAGGGGAACACAAAGCAAGCGGAUAUUUUAUCGAGAAUGAUCAAGGGGACAGAGGGUACUCCCCUAAAGAGAGAAGGAAAGAAGAAAUUUGCUCCAGCUACAUAAUUUGGUCCGUCUUAUUUUUCUUUUUUGGUUUUAGAGUUGAGAAGUAUUACAGGGUUAAAUGUUGAUCCUAAUCAGUUGUUUUUUUUUUAGAAUUCAAGAAUUGUUCUUUAUUCUGAUCCAAAAUUGCUAUUCCUUUUGACUAACUCUGUAGUCCCAUGUAUCAUAAUAAAUGACAUUACCUCCUUUUGUACAAAUUUAUUAUAUAAAACUGCAAUAUUCCUGAGAAGAAAUGUACUGCGCU